AGAUUGUGGAUUGCCCAACUGGCGCCUGUGAGAGAGGAAAAUAUAUCCAAAACCACUCUCUUUUUUUCGGCGGCGGACAUAAAUCCCCAAACUGCGCGCCUUUUCCGCACAGAAAUUUAGAAUGUAGCAUAUCCCGUGCUCUGCCUCUAAUAAAUGUCCUUUGUCUAAAGUUUUUUAUUUGCAUCAAGUCAUCGAAGACCGAGUAUAAAUAGCAUCUACAAUCCCCUUUUCCAUUUUUUAUCCGCGCACUUUCGACGUUUAUAUCCAAUGUCUCUGACCAACACUGCUCGAUUAUUUUCCAGAUUUUCUCCACAGCAGAUUGUCUGCAGCCAGAACCAGACACACCAUCUCUCACUUCGUUCAUACGCGAUCCCCCACACAACCGCGCAACGCAUAGCACUAAAAGGAGCCAAGCAGUCUCCAGCCGCGCGUCCGAUGAACGGUACCAGCAGCUUUGUCUUCUCUCGACCCAUGCUCGCAGCCUGGGCUACCUGCUGCAUAUUCUUUGGCGUAUCCAUCAGUCUUUUUGGAGUUGACCAAGGGUGGAUCACUUUUGUGGGCAAGCCAAAGCAGGACACCCUGGAGGCCAAUCCCAAUAAAGAAUCGGAACAAGAUAAUGCACUCACUGAGGACUUGGAGUCAGAGAUAAAGGCGCAGAUCACAGACAUGCUUUUGCAAACAGACGUGGCAAAGUCGUGCUUGGAAAGCCCCGAUGAGUGGAAGCGCAUUCCGUUUUUCUGGAGCAAGGAUAAUUCGUCUAAAUCCAGUGCAUUCAUCCCUGGUACUCUCCACGGCCCCGGAAAGCUCAGCGUCGAGCCGAUUGUGUUUUUGAACCGGGAUCGCAAACAGUUUAUUGUUAUUCUUCAUAUUGGCAAGCGCCUAUGUGGGCACAGCGGUAUUGUGCAUGGCGGUGUGCUGGCUACACUUUUUGAUGAUAUUACUGCUCGCCCGGCGUUCUGGAACUUGCCGCGCAACAUUGCGUUCACUGCUUCGCUCAAGAUUAACUAUCGCCGGCCGGUGCUUGCUGACCAGGUUUUGGUGUGUAAGACGCAGCUUGCAAAGCUUGAGGGUCGCAAGGGCUCGAUUACCGCGCAGCUGGAGGACGUCAAGGGCAACCUGUUGAGUGAUGCGGAGGUGCUAUAUGUCAGCCCCAGUAACGAGAAGAUGCUACCCGAUGCCGCUUCUAUGAUAAAGCUCAUUGAAAGCGUAUACCCUGGAAAUUUCUAAACAGACAUACAAAUAGAACAAUAGAACGUAUUUUUAUUAUUUAAUUGGAAGUACAAAGUUGUCAGCCC
Molecule: messenger RNA, 1295 nt
Organism: Kickxella alabastrina
Lineage: Eukaryota; Fungi; Kickxellomycota; Kickxellomycetes; Kickxellales; Kickxellaceae
Product: HotDog domain-containing protein
Exons: 1
Coding region: 268-1227 (319 amino acids)
Source: RefSeq, a predicted model, not a curated record